Molecule: messenger RNA, 6953 nt
Organism: Malaclemys terrapin pileata
Lineage: Eukaryota; Metazoa; Chordata; Testudines; Emydidae
Gene: LPIN1
Product: lipin 1
Exons: 23
Coding region: 70-3126 (1018 amino acids)
Biological process (GO): triglyceride biosynthetic process; cellular response to insulin stimulus; positive regulation of transcription by RNA polymerase II
Cellular component (GO): mitochondrial outer membrane; nucleus
Molecular function (GO): transcription coactivator activity; phosphatidate phosphatase activity
Source: RefSeq, a predicted model, not a curated record
GGCAGCAUUUUUGUUUAUGACCAAAGCAAAACCCAGUUUUAGCACUCCUGGGUAAAGAAUUCCCUGGGAAUGGAGGAAAAUGAUCAUCUCAAGAUGUCGUCCGGAGACGCAGGACACAGAGGAACCCCUGCAGAAUCUUCUUGGUCUUGGAUUCCACUGAUGAGGGAUCCUGGCUGGAUACGAAAUGUCUGGACUUGUAACCUGAAUGCACAAACCAUGAAUUACGUUGGGCAGUUAGCAGGCCAAGUAUUUGUUACUGUAAAGGAGCUCUACAAGGGAUUAAAUCCUGCCACGCUAUCUGGAUGUAUUGAUAUAAUUGUUGUACGUCAGCCAGAUGGAAAUCUUCAAUGUUCCCCUUUCCAUGUGCGCUUUGGGAAAAUGGGGGUUCUGCGUUCUAGAGAGAAAGUGGUUGACAUAGAAAUUAAUGGAGAACCUGUAGAUUUGCACAUGAAACUAGGAGACAAUGGAGAGGCAUUUUUUGUACAGGAAAUGGACAAUGAUCAGGAGGUAAUUCCUUACCACCUUGCUACCUCCCCCAUUCUAUCAGAGGGAGCUGCUCUGAUGGAAUCACAGCUGAAGAGGAACUUGAUGGACAGGGUGAGGAACUUGGACUCCACUGGAUCCUCACAGGUAUCAAUCCCCGGGCUUGCUUCCCAGUCUGCUAUAGAAAGCUCCUCGAUUUGUGUCUCUGUGAAGAAAAGAAGGAAGAGGAGGAGGAAAUCUACCCAUAAACUUGACAGUUUAAAAAGAGAAGUCAAUGGAGACACAUCAGAAGAUGAAGAAAUGUUUUCUAUACAGAUUAGUUCAGAGGAAGAGAAUGAGCCCGUGGACAAUAUGAGGAUAUCUGUUACGGAUGAGUUUAGUGAAGAAGUAUCUGAAAUAAAUGCUUCUGCAAUCAGUAUGCUUUCGCAGUCUGCACCAUACACCCGUUCAGAUGGAGAGUGGUCACCCCUUCAGAGUAAACCUAUAGAUUGCACAGGGCCAUCCUCUCAUCUCACUGUUCCAGCAGAUGGAGGCCUAUCUAGUUCUUGUCCUCAUCAAUCCUCUCACUUCCCUGCUACAGACAGUCCGUCCGGUUCACGCCCUCCCACUCCUAAGAGUGAUUCAGAAUUAGUCAGUAAAUCUUUGGACAGGGGGAUGCAGAAGAAUAACCCACAAAUGCACUGGGCGUGGGGAGAACUACCUCAAGCUGCAAAGUCCAUUUCUCUACUCAAGGCAAAGGAAUCCAGCAUGGUGAAUAUAAAUCCUUCAGAAAGCACUCAUUUUCGGGUAAUUCAAAGUGAGUCUGCAGAGGAGAUAAGCAGCUUGACUACUUUACCUGCCAUUGGACAGGCAGCUGUUGCGGCUUCUGAUGUAAAUGACCCCCAGCCAGUGCCAGCUGAGAUAAAUGAACCAGAGAUAGAGGCUGUAGGAGCAGCUGCACCAUCACUGCCUGCAAAUGAAGAAAUCAAACAAGCUACCGCUUGCUUAGUCCAGCAAGCAAGCAAAAUAGAUUCCCCUUCUAGAAAGAAAGAUAAACGAAGCCGGCAUCUUGGUGCUGAUGGUGUCUAUUUAGAUGACCUCACUGACAUGGAUCCAGAAGUUGCUGCGCUUUAUUUCCCCAAAAACGGUGAUAAUAUUGCACAUGGAAAGAAUGCAAAUGAAAAUGGACCACGGUCGGCCAAUCAGUCCCCUCACUCUGGUGGAAGUUCAGGUGUUGACAGUGGUGUUGAAGGCGUCUCAGAUGGAAUAAGAGACUUGCCUUCAAUUGCCAUUUCACUCUGUGGAGGUCUUAGUGACAACAAAGAGAUAACAAAAGAUCAGUUCUUAGAACAAGCAGUAACAUAUCAGCAGUUUGUGGACAAUCCUGCUAUCAUUGACGACCCCAACCUUGUGGUUAAGAUUGGAAAUAAGUACUACAACUGGACAACAGCUGCUCCACUUCUACUGGCAAUGCAAGCAUUCCAGAAACCUUUGCCAAAGUAUUCAUGCUUCAGUUACUUCAGUGCAGUUCUGGAUGCCAUUAGGUUUUGCUUUUAUAAAAUUUAUGGCCCACAGACAGCCACUGUGGAAUCAAUUAUGAGGGAUAAGAUGCCCAAGAAAGGUGGAAGAUGGUGGUUUUCAUGGCGAGGGAGGAAUAGCACUAUCAAAGAGGAAACCAAGCCAACGCAAGAUUUAAGUGGGAAUGUGCUUACUACAGAAGAGGAGUCAUCACAAAUGAGCAUUGCAGACAGACUAAAGGAUGAAUCUUCUUCAAGUGAUGAAGACCCGAGAGCUGCAAAACCAAACAUUGGGUCAUUACAAACAAACUCAAGUCAUCUCUCAUUAUUGUCAGGAAUCAGUUACAAAAAGACCCUUCGACUCACGUCUGACCAGCUUAAAAGUCUAAAGCUCAAGAAUGGCCCUAAUGAUGUGAUCUUUAGUGUUACGACACAAUAUCAAGGCACGUGCCGCUGUGAAGGCACCAUCUACUUAUGGAAUUGGGAUGACAAGGUUAUUAUUUCUGACAUCGAUGGAACUAUCACAAGGUCGGAUACUUUAGGCCAUAUUUUGCCCACUCUUGGCAAGGAUUGGACGCACCAAGGGAUUGCAAAGUUGUACCAUAAAGUGAGCCAAAACGGGUACAAAUUUCUGUAUUGCUCGGCACGUGCUAUAGGAAUGGCAGACAUGACCAGAGGAUAUUUGCACUGGGUCAACGAACGAGGAACAGUGCUACCUCAAGGACCUGUGUUGUUAAGUCCAAGCAGCUUGUUCUCAGCCUUUCACAGGGAAGUGAUAGAAAAGAAGCCAGAAAAAUUUAAAGUUCAGUGUCUGACAGACAUCAAACAUUUGUUUCAUCCGAACACAGAACCCUUUUAUGCUGCCUUUGGAAACAGACCAGCCGAUGUUUAUUCCUACAAGCAAGUGGGAGUCUCUUUAAACAGAAUAUUCACAGUUAAUCCCAAAGGAGAACUUAUACAAGAACAUGCAAAAACCAACAUCUCAUCUUACGUCAGACUCUGUGAGGUGGUUGAUCACCUGUUUCCUUUGCUGAAAAGAAGCCAUUCUUCAGACUUCCCUUGUUCUGAUACCUACAGUCAGUUCACAUACUGGAGGGAACCACUACCACCUUUCGAAAACCAGGAUAUUCAUCCGUCCUCAUCUUAAAUGCAUCUACAGCCUCUUGUUCUAAGGACUGGUUAUCUUAUAUUUAAAAGACACAGCUUGGUUUUUGCCUUGAAUAGAUCAGCUGGAAUCUGUGCUAUGGUGAGCAUUGUAUUCAUUUGUUAAAAGCAAAUUUGGAGCUGUGUUUCCAUGCUUAAAGUCACAUUUCCAGUGACUAAAAAUGGGAGUGGUGCUUCCAACUUCUCAGCCAACGUGCUCAAAAUGUGCAACAGUCUUUUUUUAAAAAGAUCAAUUACAAGUGCAAUGAUACUGGUUUUAAGUUAAAAAUACUAUAAGGUUUAGUUAAAAAAACCCACCAGUGGUUCUCAACCUUUUCCUCACCAUAUGUGCCAUGAACCAUCUUCCCAUCUAGCCAGAACCCCCUUCCAUUUAGCAGGAUGGGAAGGGCAGGGUUUCAACACCCUGACACCAGUUUGUAUGUCAAAUUGCGACCUCUGUAAAAUCAAAAAUCCCUCAUUUAAAAGAACAGACAGUAAUCCCCUCCCAAAUAAGCAUAGGAUUGCAUAAGAGUUAUUGGGCCAAAACUUUAGCUGGUUUAAAUUGUUUUUUUUUUCUGGGAAAUAAAUAAUGCACACUGUAAAUAGAAAGUAAGGGAAAUAAAAAUAUUGUAUCUGAUUCUGUCAUCCCUACUCACCUUGAGCAGUACCUUACUCCAAAAGCAGUCCAUUUGGAUUAAGGUACAGUGUAAGUCUACAAGUGGAAGAAUUCGACUCAUUGGGUGAAAUCCUGGCCCCGUUGAAGUAAAUGGCAAAACUCCUGUUGUCAUCAGUAAGGUCAAGAUUUUACCCAUUGAUUGCACAGAGUUACACUUUGCUGGAGCUGACAGCUUCAAGGGAUUUGUCAGAACUGAAAAGUAUUUUGUGAAGCAUUUUCUAUGGCUAAAAUGUGAACUUGCUGCUGGUUAAGGAUGCAUCUCAUGAUUUCACCUUGCAGCAUUUUUUCAGUUGUGUGUGCUUUGCAGUACAUCUGGCCAUCUUUGGCAUUAAUGAAAUCUUCCUUUUCACUUUCAGUUCUAUACCUGAAAACUUCUUUUCUCAUUUGCACAGACACUGGUUGUAGGUACUGCUCUGUUAUGCUACUUACUUUUCAAUGCCUUAAAUCUUAACUGUGUGCAUUGGAGUCAAUAUUGCAGAUCAUUUGAGAACAUUUUUCAAAUAAUGUACUGCAGUACUUUGCUUUAAAUUGUAACUUCAACUGCCAUACACCAAAUGAUCAAAAAAUUUGUGCUUGGAGAUAAAUAGUAAACUGAUUAUCUUUUUUAUUUUUAAAAAUAUUUGGUUGGGGGGGUAUGUCCAAAGCAUAAUUUUUUUCUGAAAAUGGCAUCAUGGGAUUCUAUGUUUAGUGUAUUUCAGUUUCUCCCAUAUCAAAUUUGCUCAGUUAAAAGGAAAGGAUAGACCCUGUUCCUGAUUUAACUCAAUGGAAGUUUUGCCACUGGCAGUUGGAAAUAGAUUGGUGCCCCAAAAUAUGGAUUUUCUAACUGCUGGCCCUGCAUACUCACUCAUUUUGGAUGUUAAAGUCAAGGGGCCAAUUCACAUUGCCCUGCAUCUUGAGUAAUCAUUUACACAAGUGCCCAAAGUCUUUCCUUCUUGUGCAGCAUCACUGGAUCUCUGACCCAGGAGAAGAAUAUUACAGGUGCAUGUCAGGUACAUGUAUGCUGUAGUUAAGUCAGAAUGAGUGCACAAGGAGGAAACACACAUUUUGACUUUCAGUUCUUAGGUCAAGUGUGCAGGGCUGGCAGUUUAAAACACAAUAAAAAAGAUAUUUGUUUUUAAACUGAACAAAUUUGGUAUUGAGUUCCUGAGACACCAUCAAUGUGGGCCUCAGGGUGCCAAUUUAAGAGAAUCACGUCUCUAAGUACAACCACACUUUAAUUUAUAUUAUGUGACUCUUGGCUGAAUAGGCCAGGGAUUAGGAGUAGUGAUAUGAUUUUAUCUCUGUAUAAAGCCUCAAUGAGACCAAUGCUACAAUAUCUCAUAUAGGUUUUGAUGACCAAAUUUUAAAAAGAUGUUGAAAAAUUGGAGAGGGUUCAGAAAAGAGUUACAAAAAUGAUUCGGGGUCUGGAGAAAAUGCCUGAGAGUGAGAGACUUAGAGCUUAGUCUGUUUAGUUUAGCAAAAAGAAGAUUGAGAGGUGAUUUAAUUGCAGCAUAUGAGUACACCUCUACCCCGAUAUAACGCUGUCCUCGGGAGCCAAAAAAUCUUACCGCGUUAUAGGUGAAACCACGUAAUAUUGAACUUGCUUUGAUCCGCCGGAGUGCGCAGCCCUGCCCCCCCCGGAGCGCUGCGUUACCGCGUUAUAUCCGAAUUUGUAUCUGAAUUCGUGUUAUAUCGGGUCGCGUUAUAUCGGGGUAGAGGUAUACCAUCAGGAGGAGAAAAUGCUGGAUAUUAAAGGGGUCUUUAAUCUAGCAGAGAAAGGAAAACAGGAACCAAGAGCAGGAAACUGAAGCCAGACAAAUUCAAAUUGGAAAUAAGGCACAAUUUCUUAACAGUGGGGUGUGCUUCUUCAUCUCUUGAUAUCUUGAAAUCAAAGCUGGAUACCUUUCUGAAAGAUAUGUUUUAGCCAAAUACAAGUUAUUAGGUUCAAUACAGGGGUGUAAAAUUUAAUGGCCUGUGAUAUACAGGAAGUCAGGGUGGAUGAUCUAAUGACCCCUGCUGGCCUUAAGCUAUAUGAAACUAUGAAAUAUUCGUUGUAGAUAUUAUUUAUUACCUCCUGUCAUUAACUGUUGAAUUACUGGAUGAACAUAUUAGCCGUAGCCUGUCCGUAUUUAUUUUGCUAAUGGCCUGUUGUAGUGCAUUUAUAAUAUAAAAAAUUCCCAGCCUCUAGAUAAGAUGCACUCAGUUCAGUUACCGUCCUGCAGUACUUAAGGCCUGACUUUCAGAGCUGAGCAACUGGAGCUCCCAUUGAUCUGAGCCAGAGCGAAACACAUCUGAAAGGCAGGUCCAUAGCGUUUAUUUGCUGAUGUGCCAAUCAGUAGUGAAUCCAGUUUUAAUCACCUUUUAGUAUUGGAAACAAAAUGGCAGUGUAGAUGAGUAGCUGAUUUAAACCAUUUCAGUUUGAAGACCCUACUACACUAUGGGACACUGUGCUCUGUCAAAGUUUGACUGUAGCUGUAUAAACACACAAAGGUAUAUUUCACUCUUAGCUAAUAUUUAUUAAGUUGGCUCAUGGGGAGAACAGUUUGGAAAAUCAAAAGCUUGUUCUGUUAGCAACAAAAGAUUUUGCUUCAUUUUAAAAUAUUUUUUUAAGUACACUAUAUUUUGCUUUGAUGGUCAGGCAGUUGUAUGCAUACAUCUUUAAAUUGGAUUAUUCAUUCAUAAAGAACAAAGUAGAAUGGUUAAAGGAAUUCUUACUCUUUCCGUGAAAGAAAAAUGUUGCCUGCUUUCAGUUUAAUGGUGGUUUCUGUUACAGAAAGAAUAUUUUUUGCUAACAUAGUGCAAAUACAGACACCCAAACCACAAUGUGCUCUAUUGCUACAAUAGACAUAUUAUAAACUAGACUAUGCAGUGGUGACUAUUGUUUAUUUUCAUGAAUCUGAUGAUUAUCCCACUCAACAUGGGUGGUCGUAGGAGGGGGAGGAUAAUAUAUGCAUCUCAUCAGCUAUAUUGAAGCUAAAAUUUAUUGACAACUUUUGGGAUUGUGGGAAUUUUUUAUUUUAUUUUUUGGUUUGGCUCAUCAUUUCUGUUUCUAUUUAUAUAUAGGAUUUGCUCUGUCUAGUGAAACUGAUGGAAAUCAUUGUAACACCUCAUUUUGAUGUGCUGAAUGCAAAGACAUUAAAGAUAUAUUGUAAUAAAUGCAAAGAGCUGAACAAUAA